This is a messenger RNA of Porites lobata, 1718 nucleotides long. The record is from the annotation of a GenBank genome assembly. Lineage: Eukaryota; Metazoa; Cnidaria; Anthozoa; Scleractinia; Poritidae.
AUGGCUUCGAUUCCUGAUCACACUUUACCUUUUAAUGCUUUAGACGAUUAUAGUUUUAACCUUGCAAUUUACGAACUUCAACAUGGCCCGGUCCGUUAUGAUCCUGAAAGACUUUCCAGCCUAAAUUACGAUCCUUUAUUUUCAAGUCACAAUCUUUCCCUAACUCGUUCUGACGAUAUGGAUCCUGAUGUUAAUUUCUGCACAGGCGACGUCCACUGUGAUUACUACAUUGAAGACAAAUUUAACGAAAUGUUGAGAAAUGAUAAUUUAUGUGAUGAAGAUUUUUCGCUCCUACACCUAAAUAUUCGUAGUCUUCAACGUAAUCUAAACACCAUUUCUAUUCUUUUGACAUGCUUGAAUAUUAAGUUCUCUUUAAUUGGCGUUUCUGAGACUUGGCUAAACGAUUAUUCCACGGGGGGUGACAACUUUAACAAAGGCUGUUUGGGCAGUCCUAUGAAUAACUUUAUGUCCUCCCGGAGAUUUGGACGACCCUUCCGAAUUUUUCGGUGACAUUCCCCAUGUUUAAUGUUCAACUGCCCAAGAUUGUUUUAACAAUUGAAAUUUUAAUUAGAAAUUUUUUGCAGCUUCUUGUUAAUUAUGUAACUUGUUAAUUAUCUAACCUUAGACAAUUUUUCGUUUAGAGGAGUUGAACACUGAGGGUAUCAUGUUAACACAGAAAGACUGUCCAACUUUUUAAGUAUAUAAAAUCGUGGGUUUUUUUUAAUGACCGACCAAUCAGGCGAGCGAUAAAACAGGGGCCGGGCACUAGGGGCGUCUGGGGCAUGCUCCCCCAGAAAAUUUUGAAAUCUUGGUGCUCUGAAACGCCGUUUCUAGUGUUCUGAGAGGACAAAUUCUGUCCAAAAUGUUCUCUAAAUCAAUUGUCAUUUUUAUGCUUAUUUUUAAAAGCGUAGUCGAUUUUAUUUUAUAUUUUGUGCCGUUUUUGAAAUUGUUCUAGAUAUCACUUUCAGCUAAGUAUACUGAUAGUAUGUGCCUUGCACCGGCACGGUUCUUGUGUCAAUCCGCUGGGGAUUGCACGUAGUCAAUCGCACUCCAACUUCAUGCUACCUUCAGUUGGAAACGUUGCUGAUUGGUCUUUUCAUAUCAUGGGUAGUUAAGCUGUUUUCAAGUGUCAAAAUACAUAAAAUACAGCGUAUACACAUGUUGCAUAUCACUGUGCAUAUAUAUUGUUUGAUAACAUGUAAUAUCAAAUCUUUGCUCAUUGUCCCGAAAAUAUCUCAUAUUUCCCGAAAAACUUGCCAGGUUUCCCGAUUCCUGGCAAAAUCUUCAGAUUCCCGGAAUAAAUUUGUUUUUCUCCCGAAACAGCCGCCCUUGUCAGAGCUGUCAGCCUCCGUUAUCCCCAUUCAGUAGGCAUAGAUGGUUUCAAUUUUAUCCACAAACAUCGCCCAAAUAGAACUGGUGGUGGGGUUGGAUUAUAUAUUUCUGACAAUCUCGAUUUUAAAAUUCGCGCUGACUUGAGUUUUGACGAUAUUGAUGUUGCAGAAUCUUUGUUUAUUGAAAUAUCAAGACCCUAUGAGAAAAAUACUAUCGGUGGUGUUAUUUACAGGCCCCCUAAUCAGAGAGUUGGUGACUUUGUGUCAAAACACAAUAAUCUGUUAGCGAAAAUCUCUAGAGAGAACAAAAUGUGUUUUAUUAUGGGUGAUUUCAAUUUGAAUUUAAUUAACUUUCAACAUCACCAAAACACUGGCGAAUUCCUUGAU